Messenger RNA from Bombus terrestris (buff-tailed bumblebee), 2978 nucleotides. RefSeq lists its product as uncharacterized. The transcript is spliced from 6 exons. The coding region runs from base 532 to 2841 and encodes 769 amino acids. The record is from RefSeq and is a predicted model, not a curated record. NCBI's taxonomy places the organism in Eukaryota, Metazoa, Arthropoda, Insecta, Hymenoptera, Apidae. Gene Ontology annotation, molecular function: protein binding.
CGAGAGGCACGUUCAGUCGUCCGGACCCGCUCGGUCGGUCUAAACAGAUGGUACCUGAUCGUAUUCCCUCCUAUCGUAGUGGCUCUGUCAGGUCUUCACUCGUGUAUAGUGAAAUUUUGCUCUUAAUUGUGCAUUUUUAGAGAAAACGCAAGCAUAUACCAUAGAAAGGAUACACUAUUACAAACAGAACCGACGAUGAUUCAGUGGGACCUCUGUUGAACGCAUCAAUUUUUUACGAGGACAGGUAUCAGUGCGAAUUUUCGGCUGCAACCACCGCUGGAUGAAUUCCUCUCGGCGUGAAAGUAGUUUGCAAUCAGCAUUCCCGAGACGAGCAUCCCAAAAGAAUCGAGUUAUACGCAACACGCGCGACGCACGGGAGCGUACCUCGAGGUACCUCGCGCCAACGAUCGCGCGUGUGUCCGUGCAACGAAUGCUGUCGCAAGUAAGUGGGUCACGUUGUGUGACCAGGCCGAAGGAUAUCGUGGGUACCUGCGUUAGACAUCGCCGUCGGCUAAUGAAACAGCGACAGAAAUGCGUUGGUUUCGUGGCCACGCCGAGGCGCCAAGACUUUUAAGCUUAAGUCCUCUUCAAGCCGAUGAAGACCUUGACGGAGCAUCUUACCACUUUCAUGCCACGUCUCAGUACAGAGAUUUGUCUCCGGUGCGAUGGGCUCGCCGGAAAUCGUCGAGUUCGGAAUCGGAACGAAACUGCUACAAUGUGCAAACAUCGAAAGUGACCACCGAGCGGAGUCCCACCAAGAAGAAUAAGAAAAGGAUUCAGCAGGAGAGGCGGAGAGUCUGUGAGAAACGGAAUCCUCUUUUGGAUCGUGUAAAGAACGCCAGACUAAGCUUCUUCAAGGAUCGAGAUUCCGACGACGAAGACCAGGAAGAAGCCGAAGAUCCGGAGAAGUCGCAGCUUCGUUCUAUGUGCGAAUUGGACCAACGUGGCCUAACUAGAAACGAAUUUCGUAGAUCUGUCUGCGAGUCUGAUUUGAAAGAAAUUAUCGAAGAAGAGAAAACUCAGGCGAAGAGGAAAAGACGUUCGAAAUCACAAACCAGAUUGCCUCAUCGAAAGCAGCAAGAAGAACGCUUCUCUUUCGUAGGUUUUCGACAGUCUGCUGGCCAAAAGGUAGGAAACUUACCUAAAGAUAUCAACCAGGAAAGCGCUGCUCAACAGAAUCGCAAAUGGCGGAAGAGCAAAGAGUUCUUUCAGGAUCAUCAGACACCUAAACGAUCGAUGGAUCACGUUUUGGAAGGUUCUACCAGCCGUCUAGAAAACCCAUCUUUCAAAGAUGGUUCUCAAUUCGAUAGCAUAACACCAUCGAGCUGUUUAGCCGCUAAGUUUCGGGCAAUGCAGGACAGGUACCUAAAAAGUUCCACUAGUAAGAUAAUAGCGAAGAUCUACAAGAAGGAAGGUAAAGACAAGGAAAGACGAAGACUGAGAAGCUUUUCGUACGGUACUCUGCCAGGCCUCGAGGAACUCAGGACAAAUCCGCUUUAUGAAGAGCAAGAUCAGGAUGAUAACGAUUCUGGGAUUCUGGAUAACGACUCUGCUACCAGCUCUUUGCUCGACGACAGGUGCAGCAGCAGCGCUUCCGGCUUGUUAACUGCUCUCAAUGAUUCGUCCCUAAAUUCUCCGCCUCAACUACCACCGAGAAAACCUUCUUCCUCUAUCGUAGAUGUAGAGAGAACUUCGAGGCUGUUUUCCACCCUGGAUAUCUACUGUAGCAGAAAUGAGGGCAGGCGUUGCGGGAGGAAUGCAUCGGAAAUGAAUACUCUCGAGGACUCUCCCGGGCAGAUUUGUCAAACUGCGAACAACGAACUGAUAGAUCGACAGGAUCGUGAUGGUUCUAAGUCGCCUGAGGAAAAAGAUGUCAUCGAGAGGCUCGACGGCAAAGGUUCGUUAGGAUCGGAAAACUAUCAGACCGGCAGACUUUCAGUUAUCAGAAACAGACCUUACACUACUGAAAACAUCGUUGUGAAGCUCCCUAGGGAAAGUUCCGACCAGUGUUUAGGUAUCUUCAUCGCGAAGACGGCGGAGUCCAGUCCAGGUUACUUGGUGGCACACGUAGUACCCAAUGGUCUGGCUGAUAAAGAGGGUACCUUGAGGAUAGGCGACGAAAUCUUGAUAGUUAAUGGAAAAAGACUGCGAGGAUUAAGUAUGGUCGAGGCUAGAAAGAUUCUUGGAAGCGGGAAUGGUCCUGGCGACGUGGACAUCGUCGUCUCAAGGUAUUCCGCCGUAGACCAAUCCCCGAAAAAACUGACAGAGAGCAGCGUAGAUUACGAGAACGUUCACAUGGAAAAUGGUCACGGAGUUAUAGUCGAGAAUUCACCUAGUACGCACUUUAGAAAGCAUCAAACGAAGCAUCAUCGAGAUAGAAAGAAUGAAUGCAACAGAUCCACUUCUUCGGAUAAGGCCAUCGUGAGUGUGGACAAUGGCGGAUCGCAGAGCGUUUCAAAUUUUUGUACACUGCCAAGGAGACCUAGGAACACUGUUUCGACAUUCUUGACAGUCGUGUUUCAGAAAGGUCCUGGGAAAAAAUCGCUGGGAUUUACUAUCGUGGGAGGAAGCGACAGUCCUAAAGGAAGCAUCGGUAUCUUUAUAAAAUCGGUAUUGCCAGGAGGGCAAGCCGCGGAAGAUGGCCGUUUGCGUGCGGGUGACGAGAUCUUGGCAGUGAAUGGCCACGUUUGCCACGACUUGACCCAUAAAAAAGCCGUUCAGCUAUUCCGUAACAUCAAAACUGGACCGAUUGCCUUGCAUCUUUGUAGACGCGUUAAAAAUAAAGAAUUACAGACAACGAAGGCUAAGUCGUGCGCAGAUCUUUUGCUCGUCGACACGUGAAGAGAAGCUGUACAAGAAGAUUGCAAAAACGAAGAAAAUACUUUGUGACCUCUGUAAAAAUGAAUUGGGAACCUGUACAUAUUGUAAAUUUGUAAAGUCCCUUGAAAAUAAAAUUAUUAUUUAAUAACUGUUCAAAA